AUGGGCAAACCACGAAUGAUCAUUUUGAUCCGCCAUGCCCAGUCGGAAGGGAAUAAGAAUCGUGAAAUUCACCAGUCCAUCCCCGACCACCGGGUGAAGCUCACAGCCGAAGGACAUCGACAAGCGCAGGAAGCAGGUGGCAAACUGCGCGAUCUGUUACGGCCCGAUGAUACAUUGCAUUUCUUCACAUCGCCCUACCGUCGAACCCGGGAGACUACUGAGGGCAUUCUCGACUCGCUGACUUCCGAUUCCCCCUCACCAUCGCCCUUCCCGAGACACACAAUCAAGGUGUACGAAGAGCCCCGGCUACGUGAGCAGGACUUUGGUAACUUCCAACCAUGCUCUGCGGAGAUGGAGCGAAUGUGGCUGGAGAGGGCAGACUAUGGACAUUUCUUCUACCGGAUCCCCAACGGUGAAUCGGCGGCGGAUGCAUAUGAUCGGGUGAGCGGAUUCAACGAGUCGCUGUGGCGGCUAUUCGGAGAGAAUGACUUUGCCAGUGUCUGUAUCCUGGUCACUCAUGGACUAAUGACCCGUGUCUUUCUCAUGAAAUGGUACCACUGGAGCGUCGAAUACUUUGAGGAUCUCCGGAACAUCAACCACUGCGAGUUUGUCGUCCUGAAACUCAACCCGGACAAUGGAAAGUACAAACUUGAUAACCAGAUGCGCACGUGGUCCGAGUUGAGAAAACAAAAGGAGCUGGAAAGGCAGCGGGAGCACGAAGAAAAGGGGCUUAGUCCAGUUCCAACUCCCUCGGAUACUCACGUCCCAGUCAGACGAACAUGGGGUGGCUGUCCAGAUGGGUGUAAUCAUGGGAUUCCAAAGAGAGGCCAUAUUCGACCUGCAAGAGCAACACCAAUUGAUUCUCACCGAAAUGGCCAUGAUGGUCAAAAGACAACCGAUACGAACAACCAAGCGACAGCUCAGGACACCAGUAAGCAAGAAUCACCGGAACAGACCAACAUCGAACCAGCUCUAGGAGACCGUCCAGUAGACCCCAGGUUUUUGGAUGGAGAGGCCUCUCUACCAACUCGCACGUCGCAGUCCAACUCUUUUGAUCAAACACAAUCAACAUCAUCAACCUUGUCAGCAGACGAAUCCAACAAGAACGCUCAUCAUCAUCAUCACCACCAUCACCAUCACAGCACCAAAUCCAAACCCCCUCUCCCAUUCUCCCGCCGACCAGAACUCAACAACCGAGACAGUGAUGACCACCUUUUCCAUCGCCCACGGUCAAACUUCGCCCUCCUCCAGCUCGGCGGUCGAGACGGCGGUGGCUCCCUAAGCGGCGCCAACAGCCUCGCCCCAUCCGAAGACGAGCGCGACGACCACAUUCCCAAAUCCAAAUCCACUCCCGCUGCCACAUCCGCCGGUCACCAAGCACGGCCAUCCCAGGAUCUAGCCAAUGACGGCGACGACGAAGGAAACGGCAAGCAGGCGCAGCGAUUACGUCGGUCCCGAUCUCACCACCACCACCAUCAUCACCAUCACCACCACAACCACAAUUAUCCUCCAACGGGAAGACGCAAUCUAGACAAAGCCAUCAACGCCGACGCCUUGGGUGAUAUGGCACCAGAUGACACCGACACCAACACCAACAUAGAGAACACAACGCAACAAGAAACCAACACCGACACCGACACCCCGAUCACACAGAAACAAGAAAACGGGGCUGAGCCUCACGAACACGAACACGAAGGCGCCAGCGACGGUAAUGAUGCUCUCGAAGCCGAGCGCCAACAAGACCAGAGUAUCAGGGGAAGCGUUUAUUGA
This is a messenger RNA of Aspergillus wentii DTO 134E9, 1770 nucleotides long. Its product is annotated as acid phosphatase DET1. NCBI's taxonomy places the organism in Eukaryota, Fungi, Ascomycota, Eurotiomycetes, Eurotiales, Aspergillaceae. Gene Ontology annotation, molecular function: phosphatase activity. The transcript is spliced from 2 exons. The coding region runs from base 1 to 1770 and encodes 589 amino acids. The record is from RefSeq and is a predicted model, not a curated record.